This is a messenger RNA of Tupaia belangeri chinensis (Chinese tree shrew), 794 nucleotides long. It is a transcript of the gene HPGDS, whose product is annotated as hematopoietic prostaglandin D synthase. Gene Ontology annotation, biological process: glutathione metabolic process. The transcript is spliced from 6 exons. Bases 41 to 640 code for a protein of 199 amino acids. Lineage: Eukaryota; Metazoa; Chordata; Mammalia; Scandentia; Tupaiidae. Gene Ontology annotation, molecular function: glutathione transferase activity. The record is from RefSeq and is a predicted model, not a curated record.
GACACUGGAGACGCCGCUGAGACCUGGCACAAAGCGCAAGAUGCCAAGCUACAAACUCACUUAUUUUAAUAUGAGGGGGAGAGCAGAAAUCAUCCGGUACAUAUUUGCUUAUUUGGACAUCAAAUAUGAAGACCAUAGAAUAGAACAAGCUGACUGGCUCAAAAUCAAAUCAACUGUUCCAUUUGGCAAAAUCCCCAUUUUGGAAGUCGAUGGAUUUAUCCUUCACCAGAGCCUAGCAAUAGCGAGAUACUUGACCAAAAACACAGAUCUGGCUGGGAAAACAGAAGUGGAACAAUGCCAAGUUGAUGCCAUUGUGGACACUUUGGAUGAUUUCAUGUCACGUUUUCCUUGGGCAGAGAAAACGCAGGAUAUAAAAGAUCGAAUGUUUAACGAAUUGCUCACGUACGAUGCACCUCACCUUCUGCAAGAUUUGGACACAUAUUUAGGGGAAAAAGAGUGGUUUGUUGGUAACACUGUAACAUGGGCGGACUUCUACUGGGAUAUCUGCUGCACCACGCUGCUGGUCCUCAAGCCUGACUUGCUGGACGUCCGCCCCAGGCUGAAGGCCUUGCAGAAGAAAGUCCAAGCCAUUCCUGCCAUAGCUGACUGGAUCCAGCGGAGGCCCCCCACCAAACUCUAGCUGAUUCAUGCCACUUUCAAGAUUCACGGUUUCUCACAGCAUCUCUGCCUCAGAUAAGACAGCGAUGUCAGCUUGCUCGUUAUCGACAGACUCUCCGCCCCAGCACCAAGACUUCCACUCUUUUUUUUUUUUUUAAAGGAUUUACUUAUUAUUU